AUGGGAGACGGCCCCCUGCGGGAGUGGCUCCUGUCGCCUCCGCCGCGCAGCGCGCCGCCGCCGCUGUCCGGGCGUGAGACGAUAUGCGAAGGAGCCUCACCUCCCGCCGAGUCUGCGGGAGGCGGGCAUGCAGAGUUCGCGCGCCGCGAGUUCUUCGGUACACCUGCGGCGCGUCAGCGCGUGUUGGAGCACCGCAAGCGCCGCGCGAAGAGUUUCUACGGGAACCGAACGAUUGGCGAGUUUGGCAGCUUCGUGUACCUUGUCAACCAGAUCUUCGGCGCGAGCCUCGUUGCCAUUCCCUACGUCUUCAAGGCGAGUGGAUACGUUCCCUGCCUCCUGAGCAACGCGUUCACGUGUGUCGUCGCGGCCUUCGCGGCGCUGAUGCUCAUGCGUGCCAUGACCAUGAUCAAAGGAAACUACGCCUUUCAACAGCGAGUCGAAUACGCCGCGUGCGUCGCCUACUUCCUCGGAAAGAAGCGCGCAGGCCUCGUUCAGGUUUCCUUCUACUUCGCCAUGCAGGCCAUGAACGUGGCGAGCAUCGUCGUCGUGAGCCAAGCCAUCGACCAGCUCCUCAUUCUUUUCGGUGGCUACACUGCAGUUCGCGUCGUCCUUUUUGUCCGCGCAGGCCUACAAGUUCACCCUACACUGUGCUUUCGCCUCUACGACGCAGGAGACUACGCGCUCUACUCCGGCGUGGAGAUUCCCUCGGCGAGUGGCGUGGGUUCUUCGGCGAGUGCGGAUUCGACGUUUUUGUUAUCGGCGUCGUCUCUGCUUUCCGCGCUGUCCCCUGCGUCGUCGUCGGCGGCUUUCUCUCCCUCCCCGCCGGUCCCCGCGCCUGCGCCGCUGUAUCUCUCGAUUACCCUCGGCUACAUCAUCUGCGCCUGCAUCUGUAUUCCGCUCUCCACGUGCUCCAUGGAAGAAAACAUGACCGUGCAGUACGUGUCUUUCACGUUCCUUCUCGUCUCCAUCUUCGCCAUGUCCUGCUCUGCGGCUGUCAAGCUCUCUGGGCCUUCUCUCUCCCCCUCCCUGUCUGCCUCCGUGUCGCCUCUCCCGCCUCCCUCUCCGCUCUCUCCUUUCGUGUCGCCGCCCUUUCUGAGGGAGGGGACUCCGCCUCCAGCGGCGCCGCCUUUUCCGUCCGCUGCGGUGCCCCUGUCUCCUCGCCCUUCAGCCGGACUCGUGAACGACGACGCGCGCGGAUUCGCAGCCGAGGAAGGGCCUCUGGAGACCUUCGCGGCUGCAGACCGGCUGCCUGAUGCAGGCGACGAAGAAGGCUUCGCUGGCACAGUCAACCUAUCAGAACUCCUACAGAAAAGCGACGACCCUCUCUCCCCUUCCUUCUCUCCAACUUUGUCAACCUCUCCAUCUUCUUCACCUCCUCGUUCUUCUUCUCCUUCUCCUUCGCUUUCUGCGGCUGCCUCUCCUCCUUCGUCUGCGGCCUCGUCGGGCAUGGGUUCGCCUCCUGAGGCGUCGCCCGCUCUCUCUCCCGCUGUGUCUCCUCCCCGUUUGAGGGCCUCGCAGAGCCCGCAGGGGGCUCCUUCGUCUUCCUUUUCUUCUGCGUCUCCGCCCGACGCCGAGCGCGAGCUCGGGGAUUCCCUCCCGUCGUUGCUGACUGCGGCGCUGGUGCACCUGCUGCCUCGCGCGGAGGAGAGCCGCGAGGCGACGGUGCGGGUGGCAGGGGCGCAGGAGACCGGCGGCGCAGCUGCGACAGCAGGCGCCACGCUGAGCCAAGUAGGCGCGGGCCUUGCAGAGGCGAGCGAGCACACGCGCCUCCCCUCGCCGUUCGGAGAGAAAAAGUUCGGGCAGCUCUUCUCCAGCUUCGUCGCCGGCUACUCCUACGUCACAGUAGUCCCCUGCUGGGCGAACGAAAUGACUGCAGAAGUCAGAGUGGAACGGGCAGUGUGGGUGAGCAGCGCCUUCUGCUGUCUCAUUUACUUCUUCUUCGGUCUUUUGCUCGCGGCGGCGUACCCGAAUCUCAACUCUGAUAACGUCCUCCAGGAGAUGCUGAGCGAUCCCUCGACGCCGCUCUUUGCCCACGUCGCCAUCUACAUCUUUGAUUUGUUCACGAUUCUGCCAGGCAUCCUGGUCUACUGCAUCGCCACGCGAUACAACCUCGUCAACAGCGGUUUUUGCACGCGGCGCAACGCCUUCUGGAUCGGAGUCGCUGCGCCCUUUGCCGUCUCCUGGCUUCUCAUGAACAACACCUACUUCUCAGGGCUGCUCACGUGGUCGUCUCUCUUCUUCUCGCUCAUGUGCAACUUCAUCGCGCCGAUAGGCGUGUACAUCCUCGCCUGCACGAAGCUGCCGCCCCUUCAGCGGAACCUCCAGGGCAAAAGAGGCAAAGUCCUCUUCAAUCCGCGCGUUCGCCGGAACGUCCAGGGCGCAGGGGGGUCGGCGGCGAGCGCCGAUCAGGUGCGGCUGUCGCUGCUGCAGUGGCUGCGAUCGACGCUGCAGGAGGAAGCGAAGACAGGUGACCUAGAUCCUCAUCUUUUGCAUCUUCUUCUAUCCCCGUCGACCGUCCCUGGGCUCGCGGUCUCGGAUCUCCCCGCCCCUCCCCCCGCAGUCCUCGACGAGCGCAUGCACUUCCCGCCCGUGCCGGAGACCUUUCCAGAGGCGUCGUUCGAGGGCGGUCGCCACUCAGACUCUCUCCUCUCCUCGCACCCGCGCAGCGCGUGGCUGGCGGAGGAAGCCGCGACGGCCGCGGUCGCGGCGGCGGCGCUGCAGAUGCGGGGCGGCGGCGGCCUCCCGACGCUCGGUUACGGAUACGCGCGCAGCCAGCGCCUGGGGGCCUCUCGCCUUCAUUCGCUGUCUCCGCCGGACAGCGAAGAGACGCUUCCGUUUCUGUUUACCUGUGGGGUGAGCACGCCGCGCGACUGUCGGUCGACGCUGUCCUCGGCGUUUAUGAGCGGCCGCAGCACGCCGGGCUCGUUUCCGCGAAACCCUUCGUUCUCGCCGCCGUUCUCGCCUCCGUUCUCGCACGUCUCUCCGGCUUGUGCCCCGCGCGGAGCCAUGCGAAAGUUCUCCUCGCUGUCCCUCGCACUCUCGUCGCCCCAGCGGUCGCCACCGCUGCUGGCGCUCGGCUCAGCGCCGGUCGUGCCCGCGGUCGUGCGGCUGGAGCGGCGUCGCGACGAGACACACAGCGAGCGACUCGAGGAAGGGCUCGAUGCCGAAGAAGAAGCAGACGUGCUCGCGCUGCUGCCUGAGAGGUUGCCCUCGGGCGCGCUGGGAGGCGCGGCGCUUAUGGGUCGCAACAGGAGCCGCAGGCUCGGAUUCAGAGAUCCGGAUGGGGUGAGAGCGAAGCCGGUCUACCGGCGCGCGUGGUCCCUGCCCCCGCCCUCUCCCCAGAGACAGCUCGCGCGCCGCGCGUCAGCAGAGGGACGCGCGAUUCUCGAGGAAGUCGACCUGCGCCUGCGACGCCACCUCGCCGCCCAGCAAGCGGCCGCAGAGGCGGGCAGAAGGCGAUGCCUGUGCGUCGGUGAGGCGGGCGCAGACCGGGGCAGAUCGCGCGACGACGAGGUCGAGGAGGCGGGCGCCCCGGUGGGCGAGGGCGGGGGCACUGCGCGGACUGUCUCUUGCGCCGGCGCGACGGCGCCGUCGCGCCAGGGGUCUGACGCGUCCUCUCCCGAGUGGCUCCAACAGGCCUUCGCGGCCUCGACGGCGGCGGCACCGGUCGCGGACCGGCUGCGGUCUGCGCCUUCCCAGUCGUUCGCACACCGCGUGCUGCGCGGAACGAGUGAGACGAUGUUUCGCUUCAUCAGCGACGAAAUGCCGUCUGAACGGUCGGCGCCGCCCGAGCGCGGCGGCGCGCGGCGCGCCGAGGACCGGCGCGACUCCAGCGACGCGGGCGUCUUCCGCGUCGCGGGAUUACCCACCCUGGUGGGGGGCGGAGGCUGCGUCGCGGCCGAGGCGUCGCAGGAUGAGCCCGAAGUCGCCGAGUGCGUGACGCGCGACGUCGAUGACGACGCCGCAUCAAUCCGUGCGCAGCUGGAGCUGCCCAAGUUCCUUCUUCUCCACGCGGACGAAGUCGAGAAGAACGUGUGGCUCAUGUCCCUCGAGGGCGGAGGGCUCGAGGACCCUGGCUGGCGCGCGACGCUCGCCGGACAGAGACGCCGUUCCCUCUCCGAAGAAGCAGACGACGCGACCCGAUGCACGCAACGGCGCAACACAGUGCAGGGUGCCGCCUUCGCGCGGCCUUACCACGCGGACGCGGGGCCUGCAGGCGGGGGGCGGCACUUCAGCGACAGCGGCGAGAGGACGCGGACGCGAAGCCGAACGCUCCAUCCGCGAUUCGUCGAUGCCGACGAGGACGAAGGCGACGGCCGCGCCCUCCUCAGCGGAGGCGGCGGCGCGCCUGCACCCUGGCGGGGGCGCUCGCACAGCCUUGGCGAUUACGGCAGCUCCGCCGCGGGCGAAGACUCCGCCGAGGGACUUCCCGGCUGUCCCGCGCUUGCGAAAAAGGCGCGCUUUCCAGGGGAGCAGGAAGCAUCCGAAGGCCUGACCUCGCUCGCCGCAGCUCUCCCUGCUGCGGACAGCAAGGAAGCCGGGCACGACGCCCCAACGCGACGAGACGGCGGGGCGGCACCAGAGGCGCUCGAAGCCUCCUUUUCGGCCGGGAGCCGCGGACCCGUGGGGGGCAGCGAGCGCGAGUCUGCCGGCCCCCUCGCCCGCACGACCGACCUCGCCGCUGCGACCGCGGUCGGCGGCGAUGCUCCGCAGGAGCCCCGCGCGCCCGAAGGGACGACGCCGAGGACCGGGGGGGCGCCUGAGGCAGGCACGCGCGAGAGCGCGCGAGGUUCGCCCGCGCUUUGGCAGGAGAAGGGCGAACGCGCAGCACGCCUAAGCGGCAACCGGUUGCCUUCCUUUUUUCUGCGCAGCUCGUCUUUCGCGGGGAAUGGAGGCCGGCACGCGGCUCCCGGGUUGAGCCGCACGAGCGCGUUCCGAAGCGAGGGCCUCGUCUCGCCGGAACCGUGCGCGCUUUCUGCGUGCAAGGCCUUCCCGGCGCUGGCCUGCCCCGGGCGCGAGGCCGUGCGGUCUCCGUCGCCCUCGUUUCCAACUGAGUCAGGCAGUCUCCACAGCGCCGCAGUCCCUCAGUACGCGCCUACGUGUGCAUCGGUCCCUUCUCCGCUCCUCGGCGCCUCGGGCGCGAGGGUCGUCGUGGACACGCCGCCGCCGUCUCGUGUCGCGUCUCCCCUCCUCAUGGCCGCGCGCGCGCAGUCUCUGGGAACGCAACUCUCGCUGACCUCGUCGGCGCCGCUCGCGUUGGCGUCUCCGGGUCCCCAGGGGUCUUUUCCCGAGCUCGCCGUCCGGCGCACGCUGUCAUGUGUGGCGGUGGGGGUAGGCACGGGCGCGGGAGAGGCCCGGAGCGCGUCGGGCGCCUGGGGCGAGCGGCGCGCGGCCCUGCGGUCGUUCGCCUCGCUGUCCGACCCGCGAAGCCGCGGCCUCGGUGAAUCGCCUUUUUGCAGGUCGGCGACGGUACAGUUCGGCGGAGGCGAGCGGCGCCUCGAGCGCGGCGCGUUCCUCCGGGGCAGCCGCGUCCGGGGGUCGUCGCGCCCCUCCUCCGCGACGUGUGGGGCGUCCUCGCUGCUACUGCCGAGAGAGAACUCUGUGGAGCGUCUGGGCAUCGGCAAGCGGGGAAAAGAAGUUCUGCUGCAGCAGCAGGAGCAGUGGUUCCACCAGCAGCGCGCACUGCGGAAGCGAUUCUCCUCGCUCGCGUGCGGACGCAGCGGCUUCUUCUGCGACCGGCCGGGCGUCCUCGGCCCCCAGCCGUCGCUGUCGUCGUGGACGCGACCUGUCAAACUGAACUCGGCGCCGCCGCCCGCGCUCCAGCGGCUCUGCUCCUUCCGGGCGCUCUCGCCGCCCGCGCCCGCAUCGCGCGACUUCUCCGAGGCAUUCCUCGCGGUCGAGGGCCUGGAGGCGCCGCUGCUGCUUCGGCGACUGAAGGAGCGGAAGAAAGCCGCGGCCGAUGCGGAGAAAGUGCGCCGCGAGACCUCGCGCUCGUCUUCAACCUCCCUCUCCCUCAUCCCGUCCUACGCGUCCUUUGCCUCGCCGCAGCGCGCCUUCUCACUGCAGCGCGCGGGGGACGCAGACGGCGCGCAGUCGCCCUUCCCCUGGUGGGGGGGUCGGAGGGAGGAAGAGGAGGACGAGUUGGAGCCCGGAACGGGAUGGCGCCGAGGCGGCGGCUUCAGCCUGAGACGCUCAGUCAGCGUCCACGCACCUGCGAAGCACAGUGCGCUGACGACGGACGAGCGCGAGGACCACAGAUGGACGCUCUACCGCGGCUCCAGCGCCCGGCAGGUCGCCAACCUCUUCGGUAGAGACAAGACGCAGCUGGCUGAUGUGCUCACUGGCCUUCGAGGCGGGGAGCGAGACAGCGACGCCUGCGACAAGGCUCCUGCGGCGGGCGCUGAGCGCAGGCAAGCAGCCGAACCAGACGCCUCGGCGCGUGCAGGGGAGAGUCGCCACAGAGAGAGCGAGCGCGAGGGGGUAGGCGACACGGGGGGGGACGAGCUGCAGGGCCCCGAAGGAGGCGGUCUGCGACGAUCCGCGACUGUUCGCCUUCCGGGAGACUCUGAGGGGCCAUCAUCAUCAUGUGCCGCGUGGUCGCGAGAGAGAAGGCGCCGUUUUUCCGAGGGGGAACCAGCGCAGGGUGACGCAUUGCUCGCGUCGCCGAGCGGUCAUCCUCGGCAUGCGCUUUCGUCUCCGCCAGGCGCGCUGGCUGCUGGUUCUAGAAGCACAGGGGGAGUCUCCUUUGCUGACUCGGAGUCAGUCUCAGGCCCUCUCUCCGCCAGUGUCUCCUGCUGCACGCCCAUCUCCUCGAUGUUCUACUCUCCGCGGUCGUCCAUGACGGAGACAAGCCCUCCAGGCGUCUGCCGCGCCUCUCACCCACUGUCCGCGUCGCCCUACGGCCUCGAACGCAUUCCCUCUUCGCAGAUUUCGUCCUUCGCCUCUUCGCGCUCUUCCUCGCGUCUGCUGUCGUCUUCGCCGUCUACAUUUCUCCUUUCGCAACUAGCGGAAAAAGCUGACGAGACGGGUCUGCCGCGCGCACAGGAGGCGAGGUGCCCAGACUCGGGAGACAAAGCGGGGAGUUGGAUGGAGGAGAUGGGCGCGAAGCAGCUCUCAACUCUGUCGCGCUCCUUCUCGUCGCCGGAUCGCGGUGGAGCCCCUCGGUCAUCGGCAGAAAACCAGAGACGGGGCCUGGAGGAAGAUCGGCGGCUUUCAUCGCUUGCUGCUUCGCUUUACAGGCGGUGCAGCGAAGAGCGAAGAGGAGACGCAUGCGAGCGUGGGGACGCUUCCAGGGAAUUUGAAAGAGAGGGGGGGAGACAAGAAGCGGAAGGAGAGACCGGAGAGAAGAGAGAUGAAGCGGCGUCCGCUGGCUCCUCACUUUUCGAUGGGAAAGCGGCGGAGACGCGGCCCCUGUCGCGCACCGACGCGCGACGGGAGACGAGGUUCGAGAGCCACGAGGCGGACAAGGGUCCGGAGCCUGUGCUUGCGUCUGCUGCGUUCAAGCGGGAAAGAAAACGCGUGGCGACGCUCUCGCAGACGUCGUCUUCGCUGCCGUCGCGGAACGCCUCGCCGCCGGUCACGUCUUCAGGGGCGCGGACGCCUGCCAGGCGAGGCUCGCCUUCGCUGCACCUUUUCCGCUGGAUUUCCUCGUCUCCCUCGUCGUCUUUUUCGUCUGCGUGGCGCGUGUUCCGGAGUCUGCAGAACGAAGACGAGUGGAGCAAGAAGCGGGCGCCGCUGCUGGCGGAGUGCGAGCGCGAAGAGGAGCGCGGCAGAGAGCAAAGCGAAGAAGAAACCCGAGGAUGGAGCGGCGCCGGCGGAGCGAGAGAGGCGCCCAGCGGCCCGCGCCCGCGCAGUCGUGUCCGCUACGCGUUCACCGCCUCGCAAGAAGAGCAAGAAGAGGAUACAGAGAGCUGCAGCGACGGCAGGGCGACGCCGAGCGCGAGCGGGCAGCAUCCGCAAGGAGGACGCGCCAGCUUGCCUUCGCACCUCAACGCGCGCGCGGAGGAAGGGGAGCAAACCAAGCCGCAGGCGCCUCGUUUUUCACCUCCUCAAGCCGAACCUGCUCAGCCCUUUCCGCAGAGAAGAAGGGGGAAAAUGGCCACAGUCUGCCUGCGACCCUCAGCCGCGGCGGCUCGCGGCGAAAGAGGCGACGGCGAGCCCGAGGCAGGCCCGGCCGAGAGAGAGCAGAGGGGUGCGGGAGACCGGGGUCGCGAGACACACAAGGACGCAGACCUAGAAGAAGGAAAAGCCGUCGUCUCUCGCGUCGACCCCUAUGCGUCUCUCCCCACCAUCCAGGUGACGUUCGCAGAGGACGCAGCUGUGUCGGGCUACGAAGACGCGCUGGCUGUCGACGAGGACGUGCUGACAGGCGACCUCCUCCCGAUUAAGAUUCACGUUUACCCCACAGCGUUUCUCCGCAACAAGCAUAUCGAGUUGUCCGUCUCCAUUCUCGCGUCGGUGCUCUUGUGUGCUUGUGCCAGUCUCACGUACCAGCUCAUUUGGGGCGAAGAAAAUUGA
Messenger RNA from Besnoitia besnoiti, 8517 nucleotides. RefSeq lists its product as uncharacterized. The record is from RefSeq and is a predicted model, not a curated record. Bases 1 to 8517 code for a protein of 2838 amino acids. The transcript has 10 exons. NCBI's taxonomy places the organism in Eukaryota, Apicomplexa, Conoidasida, Eucoccidiorida, Sarcocystidae.